This is a messenger RNA of Procambarus clarkii (red swamp crayfish), 609 nucleotides long. NCBI's taxonomy places the organism in Eukaryota, Metazoa, Arthropoda, Malacostraca, Decapoda, Cambaridae. The record is from RefSeq and is a predicted model, not a curated record.
AUGUCGACUCCACGAGGUAUUGAAGCAGGACAGUGGUCGCUGGCUCCUAGAGCUCUUAGGGCUCCUAGAGCUCUUAGGGCUUCUAGAGCUCUUAGGGCUUCUAGGGCUCCUAGAGCUCUUAGGGCUCCUAGAGCUCUUAGGGCUUCUAGGGCUCCUAGAGCUCUUAGGGCUCCUAGACCUCUUAGGGCUCCUAGAGCUCUUAGGGCUCCUAGACCUCUUAGGGCUCCUAGAGCUCUUAGGGCUUCUAGAGCUCCUAGGGCUCCUAGACCUCCUAGGGCUUCUAGAGCUCCUAGGGCUCCUAGAGCUCUUAGGGCUCCUAGAGCUCUAAGGGCUCCUAGACCUCCUAGGGCUUCUAGAGCUCUUAGGGCUCCUAAACCUCCUAGGGCUUCUAGAGCUCCUAGGGCUCCUAGAGCUCUUAGGGCUCCUAGAGCUCCUAGGACUCCUAGAGCUCCUAGGGCUCCUAGACCUCCUAGGGCUUCUAGAACUCCUAGAGCUCCUAGGGCUCCUAGGGCUCCUAAGGCUCCUAGACCUCCUACGGCUUCUGGAGCUCCUAGGGCUCCUAGAGUUCCUAGGACUCCUAGGGCUCCUAGGGGCUCCUAUAGCUCCUAG